Molecule: messenger RNA, 2999 nt
Organism: Morus notabilis
Lineage: Eukaryota; Viridiplantae; Streptophyta; Magnoliopsida; Rosales; Moraceae
Product: tetratricopeptide repeat protein 27 homolog
Exons: 21
Coding region: 77-2800 (907 amino acids)
Molecular function (GO): protein binding
Source: RefSeq, a predicted model, not a curated record
CCCCAGCUACUCCAACCAGCUCCGUCUUCCUCCACUCCAAAACCCAAUCUCUCUCUCUCUCCACUCUUCAGCAACCAUGUCCGAAAUCCUUCUCCGCAGCUACGAGCUCGGCCUCCUCCGCUGCACCCUCCCUCCCUCUCCCUCUCCUCCUCCGAACUCCGACGACGCUCACAACCAACACCCUCUCCACUCGCUUGUCACCGACCUCCUCGCCUCCAUCGAAGCCGGUCGCUACCUCGAAGUCCUCACUUCCCCCGCCGCUUCCCGUCUUGUCUUCGGACUAGACUCCACGCAGUCGCCGCUCGACGACUCCGCCGUGUGCGCCGACCUCGUCUACUCCGAGUUCCUCGGGCGAGCGGAAUCGUUCUUGGGAGAAGAUGACGGGGAAAAGGGCGUCAGAGUUGCGGUGGUGAUGUGCGUUGCGGUCGCGGCGUUUCUAGGAUUCGUGCAAUGUAACAUGAUCGGGCCAUUGGGAGGAUUGCCAAAGUGCCCUUUGCCGUUGGGAGCGAGCAUUGAAUUUGAAUUAGGAGAGUGGGACAAUUGGGCGCGUAAUCAGCUCAUGUCUUCUGGUUCUGACUUGCUGGGAAAGUUGUCCAAUCUCCAGUACAUUGUCUUUGCCAAGAUGUUGCUCAUGAGGACUAAAGAUUUGUUAUCCGAAGGGUUUAGGAGCAUUUCGUGGUGGCUUUCUAGGGUAAUACUUACUCAGCAGAGAAUUAUGGAUGAUCGAUCUUCUUCAUUAUUUGAUCUCUUGCAAGUCUUUACACGGGAAACUUUAAAUCAUUUCGGCACAUUGGAUAAAUUAACAAGUUAUUGGGGUGCUAGUUUGCAUAACGCUGAGGGUUUAACAAUAGUCUCGAUGGUUCAUUUGGAAGCUGGUAUAAUGGAAUAUACCUAUGGGCGAGUUGAUUCAUGCAGGUUACAUUUUGAGUCAGCUGAAGCAGCAGCUGGUCUUGAGCUUUCUGUGACCGGUGUACUUGGCUUCCGUACUUUAUAUCAGGUAGAACCGAAGGCACAAAUGGUACUUGUUGCAAACAGAAUCUCAUCUAACAGUGACGAGAACUGUCAAUUGGCUAGCAGUAGACCCCAUAAACAAGACUCAGAUAAUGAUGAUAAAAGUUCAAAUCUACAUCAAAGUGGAACCCAUGAGGCCUCUGACAUUUUGAUAACCCCGAAACUGUUGGAGAAUGACAAUGGAUCUGGAAUUAGAGAAGAAGCCAUUCAAGUUGGUGGCACCGCUGCCCCAUUGAGUGCAAUCCAUCAGGCAGUCAUCCUGGCUAAAUGUCUUCUAAUUGAGAAGAGCACCCGACAUGAUGAUAUGCAGAGCUGGGAUAUGGCUCCAUAUAUAGAAGCAAUUGAUUCUCAACAAGCAUCAUGCUUUACUAUUGGGCAUUGUUGUGACAUCUUACGAAUUAGAUGGGAGUCAACUCGAAGUCGUACUAAGGAGCGUGCUUUGACAAUGAUGGAUAAAUUGGUCCAAGGGGUGUAUCAACCGUCUCCAGGAGUGGCGCAAAGGAUUCCACUUUGUCAUGGAGUUUACUUGCCAACAAUUGCUUCCUUGCGGAAGGAGUAUGGAGAACUCUUAGUGCGCUGUGGUUUGAUAGGAGAGGCUGUUAAAACUUUUGAGGAUUUAGAGUUAUGGGACAAUCUCAUUUUCUGUUACCGGUUAUUGGAGAAGAAAGCAGCAGCUGUUGAACUCAUCAAGGCUCGAUUGUCUGCAAUGCCCAAUGAUCCCAGGUUAUGGUGCUCGUUAGGUGAUGUUACAAAUAACGAUGUCUGCUAUGAGAAAGCUUUAGAAGUUUCAAAUAAUAGGUCAGCUCGAGCUAAGCGGUCUCUUGCACGUAGUGCAUAUAAUAGAGGGGAGUAUGAGACAUCUAAAGUUCUAUGGGAGUCUGCAAUGGCCUUGAAUUCUUUGUAUCCAGAUGGCUGGUUUGCAUUAGGAGCUGCUGCCUUGAAGGCUAGGGAUGUUGAGAAAGCUUUGGAUGGUUUUACACGUGCUGUUCAACUUGACCCAGAAAAUGGGGAAGCGUGGAAUAAUAUUGCUUGCUUGCAUAUGAUAAGGAAAAAGAGCAAAGAGGCUUUCAUUGCUUUUAAAGAGGCGCUAAAGUUUAAACGCAACAGCUGGCAAUUGUGGGAGAACUAUGGCCAAGUUGCUUUAGAUGUGGGGAACAUCAACCAGGCUCUAGAAUCUGUUCGGAUGGUGUUGGAGAUUACUAAAAAUAAAAGAAUUGAUGCUGAACUAUUAGAGAAAAUUGUGACAGAGAUGGAGGAAAGGGCUUCAGCUAGUCCUUCCACAAAGAUUAAUGAUCAAAAUGAUCAAGUUUCUUCUUAUGAGUCUACUAUAGAUACUGUGAAUGAGUCAACUGGGGAAUCUGUUGAUGGUAGAUUACGGGAAAUCGAGCAGUUGGUGGAUUUCCUUGGAAAAGUUUUACGGCAGGCGGUUAAAAGUGGGAAUGGGCCGGAUGUCUGGGGCUUGUAUGCACGGUGGCACAAACUCAAAGGUGAUCUUGUAAUGUGCUCUGAAGCCCUUCUAAAGCAAGUCAGAUCCUACCAGGGAUCCGAUUUAUGGAACAAUAGAGACCAGUUUAGAAAAUUCGCUCAAGCUUCUGUGGAACUUUGCAACGUAUAUAUGAAAAUUGCAUCAUCUACUGGUAGCCGUAAAGAACUUUUCACGGCAGAGUUGCAUCUAAAGAACACUAUCAAGCAGGCGGCGGCCUUCUCCGACAUGGAAGAAUUCAGGGAGCUUCAAGCUUGCUUUGAAGUAGUGCAGUCAAGUCUCCAGUCCAAUUCUGUUUCUGCCUAAAAUUGUAGCUGUCAGUGGUCUUACUGAAAACCCUCAUGCAUACCUGUUACGCCGGGUUGAUAUGAUUUGGACGCUGCAGCUUUUGCUGGAUAUUUCACUCAAAUAGAAGACAGACCACAUGUAUAAUAUAAAUUGCAGACUAAAGCAGCCUUGUUCUAGUUAUCAAAAUUUUGUUUGUCAAUAAAUUAUCAUUUUUUGA